This is a messenger RNA of Botrytis fragariae, 651 nucleotides long. Its product is annotated as putative aflatoxin biosynthesis ketoreductase nor-1 protein. The record is from RefSeq and is a predicted model, not a curated record. The coding region runs from base 1 to 651 and encodes 216 amino acids. The transcript has 4 exons. NCBI's taxonomy places the organism in Eukaryota, Fungi, Ascomycota, Leotiomycetes, Helotiales, Sclerotiniaceae.
AUGGUAGUAACGAUUCUCACAAGAGGACGCUCUCGAGGGCUAGGCUUGGCUCUUGCUGCCGAGUUCUCGAAGGCUGGUCAUUUGGUCUUUGCAACUGCUCGAGACGAUCCCACUCCUGCCUUUGAAGAAUUGAUAAAGUCAUCUUCAAGCACCUUCAAGUACAUAAAGCUUGAUGCCACCAGUAGAUCGAGUGUACAAGAAGCGGAGAAGCAGGUUGCUGCUCUCUUGGACAGCAAAGGCAUCCAUGUUUUGAUUAAUAAUGCUGGAGUAAUAAAUUGGAUGACAACUGGAAUACAUGCCUUGGACGAUCUUGAUUCCGUACUCAAUUCGAACGUCACAAGCGCUCAUAUCGUCACCGGCACAUUUCUUCCCCUCUUAAAGCGAGGCGCUCAGAAGAAAGUCAUCAACAUGAGCAGCAGUGGUGGUUCAAUCGAGCGGUCCUCUGUUUACAGUACCAUGGCAAUUCCUGCCUACAAUGUUUCAAAGGCCGCCUUGAACAUGCUUACAGUUCAGUAUGCACAGUCUUAUACCGAUGAAGUGUUUACUUUUCUUGCAGUCAAUCCUGGCUGGCUUCGAAUUGAUCUAGGAGGCGCCUCCGCAGAUCUUGAUGUAGAGACUGGCGCAAAGGCUGAUGUUGAACUUAUCGAGUAA